AUGUCUGACUCUGAAGCUGCCUGCUACUUAAGGGAUAAAGCCGCCCGAUACCUUGUUGGCGACAGACUCAUCGAUCGUAUUAGGGACCAACAAGAGAAAGAAAAGAUACCAAAUGAACCAAAUGAUGGGGAUUCACUUGGCCCAAUUUUAGGCCCAAUUCCAGACCCAAUUUAUUUACGUCCAGAGCAUGGUCCUUUGAAUCUGCCAAAGGCACCUCUGUCUUUUCGGCCUCAUAAACCAGAGGACGAAGAAAGCUUAACGGCAAGCACUUUCAAACAGCCACACAUCGGCAUCAUCGGAGCUGGUGUCGCGGGCCUUUUCACAGCCAUGCUUAUUGACCAAGUUAAUGGAUUAUCGCCAACCGGAGACUUGCUCACUUACGAAAUCCUUGAGUCCAGUGCUAGAACUGGCGGAAGGGUAUACACGAAACACUUCGACACGGAAAUAUGGAACGAUUACUACGAUAUUGGUGCUAUGAGAUUUCCGGAUAUACCAAUCAUGGAUCGAACUUUCCGUCUUUUCAAAGCCUUAGGUUUCGAAAAAGGCGUUGAUUUGCUCGACUACUACCUCGAAGGUGAAAAUUGCCCUCAAAGAUUCAACGACAUUACCUACGUGGCGCCCAAGGAGGGUAGUGGGGAGCACGAUCCGUUUCAUUUUAGCAUCGCCAACAAGGGACUCGUGCCUAACAGCACAAUAAAUGACGGCGCAGGAGAAAUUCUGGCGGAUGCUUUCGACUACUAUAAGUAUGAGUUGAAGAAAGACUUUGAAAAAGGAUUCAAGAAGUUGAUGCGACGGGAUCACCUCACGACACGAGAGUAUCUGCGCCAGGUGAUUACUUGGAAACAACAAACAGGUUUGUCUCACCGUGUCUCUCGCAUCGCACAGCUACUCAUCCCUUGUUGCAGUGCCACCGCUCUCUACGACCAAGCAUUCACUGAAAGCGUCAUGGAUUCAUUCGACUUCGACUAUCCUAUCAAGUCAGACACCUCAAAGGAGUCUCCAGAGUCGGAUACCUCAGUGGAUCCCCCAGAGCCAAAAGUGCAAUGGUUCUGUAUCAAAGGCGGUACAUCAAAAGUCAUUGAACGAAUGGAGACAAGUCUUAAGACGAAGGUCUCUCAUAACCACCGCGUGACUUCCAUCCAGUACAACCAGGUCACAACCAAUGAGAAAAUCUCCGACCAGCCUAUGGAGAUCAAAGUGAUGAAUGAAUUCAAUGAGUCAGAGACUAAAUCCUUUUCUGCUGUCUUCAGCACAGCUACUCUGGCUUGCACCCAGCGCAUGGAUCUCCGCGAGGCCGGCUUAAGUCGCUCCCAACUUGACGCCAUGCGCAAUCUCCAUUACGAUGCCUCCACGAAAGUAGCCAUCGAAUUUGACAAUCCCUGGUGGAUCACAAAAUGCGGUAUCGUCAAAGGAGGAUCUGCAUCGACGGACCUCCCCAUUCGCACCUGCGUAUACCCGUCCUACAAUCUCGACGCAAAAGGGAAAGCUGUCCUUUUGUGCUCCUACACCUGGGCUCAAGAUGCUCAGCGUAUGGGCUCCUUGGUGAACAACGAAGCUCCAGAGGGCAAGCUCUCAGGAAAAGACAGCCAACUCAAGGAACUCCUGAUCCAUAAUUUGGCGUUAUUGCAUAAAGAAUCCGCCUCGUACGAAGAGAUGCGUAGCAUUAUUGCAGAGGCAUAUAUUCAGCACCACGGUUUCGAUUGGUACGCUGAUCCUCAUACUUCCGGAGCCUUUGCUCUCUUUGGACCUGGUCAAUUCGCGAAUUACUACCCUGACUUGAUUGACCCGGCUGCGAAUGGACACUUGUAUCUUGCUGGAGAAGCAUGUAGCACACAUCAUGCGUGGAUUGUUGGGGCACUAGAUAGUGCUUAUAGGGCACUGGUUCUGUAUCUUCGCACCCUGGGGACUUCUGUUGAUAUCAAGGAGAUUCUAUUGGCGUUGGAGGGCAAAUGGGGAGAGCUCCGACAGAUUUCCAGUGAUGCGUUGGACUGGCAAGCAUACCUUUCCAAGUGCGAUCUGACUAAGGGGGAUAGUUGA
Molecule: messenger RNA, 2037 nt
Organism: Penicillium odoratum
Lineage: Eukaryota; Fungi; Ascomycota; Eurotiomycetes; Eurotiales; Aspergillaceae
Product: flavin monoamine oxidase family protein
Exons: 5
Coding region: 1-2037 (678 amino acids)
Biological process (GO): amino acid catabolic process
Molecular function (GO): L-amino-acid oxidase activity; polyamine oxidase activity
Source: RefSeq, a predicted model, not a curated record